AUGGGUUCGACGGGCGACAGCAGCGAUGAGUUUGACAUCAUUAUUGUCGGGGCAGGCACGUCUGGCUGUGUCUUGGUGAAUCGACUGUCUGAGGACCCUAAUGUCUCCAUCCUCCUGGUUGAAGCUGGAGAAGAUCAAUCUGCCGACGAGAAUGUCUACACUCCCGGCUUGUGCACCGCACUGCUUGGAAACGACCAGUAUGACUGGCGCUAUACUUCUGAGAUCGAACCCGGCAUCAAUGGCAGACAGAUUCUCCAUCCUCGAGGCAAGAUCAUAGGCGGCACGAGUUCCAUCAACUCUUUCGCUCUGAUUUACCCAUCGGCGGCCGGUAUGGAUGCUUGGGCCGAGUUGGGAAAUAAAGGAUGGGAUUGGAAGAGUAUCCAGCCGUACUUCAAGAAGUUCCAGACGAUUUAUCCGCCUACACCGGAAGUGAAGAAGGACCUGCAUGUUGCACACAACGAUGAGACAAUAGCUGCCUCGCAUGGUCCGCUGAAAGCUGCCUUUCCUCCCACGGUCAGACCACUUCAGAAGGCUUGGGUGGACACGUUCCGCACCCUGGGCUUGGAGAAUCGCAGUGAUCCUCUUGAGGGCCAUGCGCUGGGAGGUCAUACGUCGACGUGUCAUAUCAGCGGUGAUAAAUACGAGCGAAGUCACGCGGGCGUCGCGUUUUUCAAUCCUGUGCGUGAGAGGAAGAAUGUACACCUUGUGACGGGUGCUCUCGUUCGGAAAGUCGAGCUGGAGAAGCAGCAAGAUGGCGUUUUGACCGCGACGGGCGUAUUGUACUCCAAAAACGGCGCUGAGUUCCAAGUCAAAGCCAAGAAAGAAGUCAUCCUCGCAAGCGGUGUGUUUAACACGCCUCAGCUCUUGGAGUUGUCCGGCAUUGGAAACCCAGAGCUACUGCAGAAACACGGCAUCGAAGUCAAGCACGCGAACGUCAACGUCGGCGAGAACCUGCAAGACCACAUCAAGGCGGCCAUAUCCUUCGAAGAGAUCGAUGGCUAUGAGCCGGGUGCUAGUGUGUCGUCGAGCGAGAUGAGGGCGUCGUACGAGAAAGAUCGCACAGGGCCUUGGACGUGGACGGCCCACAGCUUCGCCUACAUGCCACUGCCCCCGUUCCUUGAUGCGGCUGGCAAGGAAGAGCUCUCGAAGGUGGUCGAGCAACACCCUCCCAGCUCUGGCUCUAGCUUUGCAAAAGCCCAGCACGACUUCAUCUGCAAGACGACACUCUCCCCAGACCAGGGCACAUCGACAGCCUUUCAAUCGCGGAGGCCCGUGGUUCCCGUCAAAGAGGGCAAUUAUAUCACGCUCUCCUGCAUGCUGUCCUACCCCCUUUCCACAGGCUCCUCACACAUCCAGUCCAGCGACCCGACCACCAAACCCACGAUCCACUUCAACUACUACAACCACCCCCUGGACCUCGAAUUCCACGCCCGCCACGUUCAAUCCCUCGCCAAACUCGCUCAAACACAGCCCCUCGCCUCGUUCCUCAAACCAGGCGGAAAGACUCUACCAGCCAACCUCGACCCGACGAACAUCGAUGACGCCAAGGAAAUAUGUAAGGGGUUCUCCACGACGAACUAUCACCCCUGCGGCACGGCGGCUAUGUUGCCGGAGGCUAUGGGUGGCGUUGUGGAUGAGAGAUUGCGGGUGUAUGGGAUAGGGAAUUUGAGAGUUGUGGAUGCUAGUGUUGUGCCAAUUGAGCCAAGGGGCAAUAUCAUCACGACGGUUUAUGCGGUUGCUGAGAAGGCGGCAGAUUUGAUCAAGAAGGAUUUGGGGCUAAAGACAUCGGGUUGA
Messenger RNA from Zasmidium cellare ATCC 36951, 1794 nucleotides. RefSeq names its product GMC oxidoreductase. NCBI's taxonomy places the organism in Eukaryota, Fungi, Ascomycota, Dothideomycetes, Mycosphaerellales, Mycosphaerellaceae. The coding region runs from base 1 to 1794 and encodes 597 amino acids. Gene Ontology annotation, molecular function: oxidoreductase activity, acting on CH-OH group of donors; flavin adenine dinucleotide binding. The record is from RefSeq and is a predicted model, not a curated record. The transcript has a single exon.